GACACUUAGUACACUGUGUAAUACUCUAUCGAUAAACAUCCUCCUCGGCAUAAGUCCUCUGUAUCGGCUCUUUGCAACUCACCAACAACAACAACAAUGAAAUCAUGAAGACUCCUUAUGUAGCAUUGCGCCGGCUUCAAAAGUCCCAAUGUAUAGGCCAUCCAGUCUUUAAACAUUACCCUACCGCUUGGCGCCGCGGAUACAGUAGUUCCAAUGGGUCGUUCCUAGGUAACUUCGAGGCUAUCAGGGCCGAGAUGCUGGCCCGUCCAACUCAGUUGAGCUGGGAUGUUAUGUCGCCAACAAACUCCUCUCUCCUCAACAUAGCCCUAGCCGAUUUCAUACCAGAGAGCUGUCAGGCUCUGGCAUACCAGGCGGGUGCUAAGUCUAUCGAAAAAGUCGAUGCCAAGUAUGAGCUUCUGCAGGGCCACCAUCUCGUUUACUUCCCGUUGCAGAAGACCGCAUCGGAGCUAUGUCCCGACGGGACAGACCCCUUACAUAGUCCCGGCGGUCCGUUUGAGCGGCGCAUGUGGGCUGGCGGCUCCAUCGAAUUCAACGACGACUUCCGCCUGGACUCUUCCAAGGUCGUGUGUAAGGAGAGAGUGGACCAGGUCACCGUGAAGGGGCCCGAAGGGCAGGAGAAGAUCUUUGUUGACGUGCUGCGCGAGUAUAUGAGGGAGCAAGACUCCCACGGCCCAUCUAUGACCCGGGGGAUAAGCGAGCGGCGAAGUCUCGUCUUCAUGCGGGGGUCGAGUAAAGAGCAAGCCCGCGAGAACCUCGCGAAGGCAUCUUUAGGAAGAGAUAGGAUUGUCAAGGCUCCCCAUGCCCCCGACUUCUCCAUCGCGCUCACGCCAACACCCACCCUGUUGUUCCACUACAGCGCGUUGACUUUCAACGCGCACCUGAUCCACCUCGACCCAGCGUUCUGCCGCGAGGUGGAAGGCUACCGUAACCUACUAGUCCACGGCCCUCUCUCCCUUACCCUGAUGCUUUCCGUGCUAAGAUCGCGACUCCACCCGGGUGAGAAAAUCCGCAAGAUCGAUUAUCGGAACCUAGCUCCUCUUUAUGUAAAUGAGCCUAUGCGUGUGUGCGUCAGAUACAGCGGUGAUGCAGGAGAAGAAUCAGCAGAAGGGAAGCCUCGAAAAUGGGAUGUUUGGGUGGAGGACCGCGAUGGAGGUCUUAGUGUAAGGGGCACUGCCGUGAGUCACAAAUCUAGUAUAUAGGAGUAGAUUCAUGAGGACAUAUCACAUUAAGCUCAAGCACUGAAGAUACUGUAUUCAUUUACGCUGGCUUAGGUCAAGGACUGAUCAUACUAUGUACCUUGGUACAUAGCAAGUGAGUUAGUACCUAGAUGUAAUAAAUACUGUAGCAACGCAGAAUUUACGUUAGGUACCUAAGGUAGUAACGUAUCUGAACAGCACACGCCGUGUGGGCAGUGCGUCCUUAGGUAGCAAGAACGUCACUCACUACAAAGACUUGUAUACGAAGCAUAGUUCGAAAAUAAUUGUUAGAGCUUAAUACUUAUCGUUUUCUACAACGUCGA
Daldinia caldariorum is the source of this 1540-nucleotide messenger RNA. RefSeq lists its product as uncharacterized. The transcript has 2 exons. NCBI's taxonomy places the organism in Eukaryota, Fungi, Ascomycota, Sordariomycetes, Xylariales, Hypoxylaceae. The coding region runs from base 105 to 1220 and encodes 371 amino acids. Gene Ontology annotation, molecular function: (3R)-hydroxyacyl-[acyl-carrier-protein] dehydratase activity. Gene Ontology annotation, cellular component: mitochondrion. The record is from RefSeq and is a predicted model, not a curated record.